This is a messenger RNA of Aspergillus chevalieri, 429 nucleotides long. RefSeq lists its product as uncharacterized. Lineage: Eukaryota; Fungi; Ascomycota; Eurotiomycetes; Eurotiales; Aspergillaceae. The transcript has a single exon. The coding region runs from base 1 to 429 and encodes 142 amino acids. The record is from RefSeq and is a predicted model, not a curated record.
AUGCGAAAGCACUGGCGCCAGGUCCAUCAAUGGUCCCAACAGACCCGCCGUGGCCGGGUUGGCCAGAGAGAGCGCACACAAGGGGCCGCUGAGCUCCGGCGUUCAUUCACCACCGUAGCGUGGCAGCAGAUCUUCCCAUCGGGCCCGGGGUCCCAUUACAUCCAUAUCCGCUUCCCAGAGGGCCACCCACCACCACCACCACCACCGCCCCCCGCGGACCAGGCCCAACGGGCCGUCGAUGCCAUCAUCACCGCAUGGGAUCAGGCUCGAACGGCCCAGGAACAACAGGCCGUCAUCCAGGCCGAUCGGAUCACCGAUGCUAACCCGUGGCUCCGCCGGACCGGGUGGGCACGAUACCUGGAAGGUGUGCACCCCCAGGACCUGCUCCGGCUGGUGGAAGCGCCCCCGAGGAGCCCCGGAUCCCAUUGA